AUGGAAGCGCUGGGUCCUGGGGGCGACCGUGCCUCCCCGGCCCCAUCCACUCGAAGCCUAGAUGUCCGGCGGCUGUCCACGCACGCCGACUCAGCCUAUAGCUCCUUCUCCGCGGCCUCUGGUGGCCCUGAGCCCCGCACGCCGUCGCCGGGCCACGAUCUGGUUCCUUACCUGGACUGGGACUACGUGCGUGUGGUGUGGGGCGGCCCGACGCCCGCGCCGUCGGAAGCAGUGCCGCGCGCCACCCGGCCCCUGCCCGCAGUCGCCGCACACAGUGGGCCGCGACCCCGAGAGGUUCAGGGGACCCCGGGGCGACUCAGCAGACAGGCCACCCCGCUGCUGUACGCGCUGGCCGCGGAGGCUGAGGCUGGGGUGCGGACUGCAGAGCCGCCCAGCCCACCAGCCUCACGGGCCGCCUACCGCCAGCGCGUGCAGGGCGCGCAGCGGCGAGUGCUCCGGGAGACGUCCUUCCAGCGCAAGGAACUCCGCAUGAGCCUGCCCGCCCGCCUGCGGCCCGCAGUCCCCGCACGGCCUCCCACGGCGCACCCGCGCUCCGCCUCGCUCAGCCACCCCGGCGGGGACGUGGGGCCCGCGCGAUCCCCGGCUCCCGCGCCAGGAACUGCCGGCCGGGGGCACCUCGCCAACCAGCAGAGGAAGUGGUGCUUCUCGGAGCCAGGAAAGCUGGAUCGCGUUGGUUGGGGCGGUGGGUCCGUGGGGGAGGGCUUGAGUGGGGUCUGCGCCAGCGCACGUCCCGCCAGGCCUGAACCCCCGGAGUUGUUGCAUGGUGGGGUGCGGACUGAGUUCAGAGGGCUGCAGGAGGCCCAACCCCGAAGAUCAGCGGAACUGGACCCCAGAUCUGUGAAGCCUGGCAGUGCCUAUAGGCCCGCCAGUCAGAGUUCUUCAGGAGAGGUCGUGGGUCCCUGGAGAGGUCCAGGAGGAACCAUGGCCAUUGUUCAGGCUUGUCCCCAAGGAGCAGAAACCCCAAGACCGUUGUUUCAGACCAAACUUUCCAGGUUCUUGACUCAGAAGGAGGCUGCAGUGGUGUGUUCUGCAGAGGUCCCCCAGAGCAGCCCAGCCAACUGUGAGCAGAGGGUCUCAGAGACCUGUGCUGCAUCUAUCCCGCUGGCCUCUCUUCCUGAUGAUGAUGUGUUCCUGGAGGAAGCUCUGCCAGUCAGGAGACCACCUCCAGACUCCUGCUCCCCACACUGGCUCCCAACCAGUGUACGUGCUUCUGACCAUCAGUAUGAAAAUGGCUUGACCCAAAGGGCUGGCCAGGCUACAGUCCAGGAAGAGUGCCCCCUCCAUGACUCUACAGGGACAAAUGACUGCUGGCAGGGAGUGAACAGUUCCUUGGGUGUCUCCAGGCCCACAAGCUGUAGCCCCUCUGGGACUGCAAAUGGAGACAUCUCAACCAUUGACCCCACUGAACUGCUGACCACUGACCUCUCUGUAGCUGCAGAGAAAGACCCCUUCAAACCUCCCCGAGUUGAUGCCCCUGGACCUUUAGGCAAUGAUACUCCAGGGCCCCCUUAUCAAACUUCUGUGACCUGGGGCACUGGCCAGCCUGGUUCCAAGCCAACAUGGCCUACUCAGCGUCUGGAACAGCUGGUUCAGGAGCUGGCUAGACUGGAUCCCUCUCUGAGGGACACUCUUGCCUCUCAGCCCAGCCCAGAGCCACCCCUGGGCCUGCUGGAUGGGUUGAUUCCUUUAACAGAGAUCAGGGCUGCAAUGAGACCAGCCUGUAGGGAGGCUGAAGAGGAGACUGUUGGUACUUCUGAGCCAGGGUCAUAUCAAUUCAGCUUCAUCCAGCAUCUCCCAACAUCUCAGGAGGAAAUAAGGCCUGAAAACUCAACACCACACGCUGUACUUGACCAGCCAUGUGGCCAGGGGCUCCCUGCACCAAAAAAUAGCAUCCAGGCCAAGAAAGUGGAGCUAGCAGGCCUCCUUCAAAAGAUUCUGCAGGACCUUCACAGAGAGCAGGAGCAACUGCAGGGGGCGGAUGGAGCAUGGGUCAGACGCAGAGCGGCUCUGGAGGCUGCGGUGGGCCAGGCCUGUGCCCCCCGGGAGCUAGAGCGGUUCAGCAGGUUCAUGGCCGAUCUAGAGCGCGUGCUCGGCCUCCUGCUGCUGCUGGGCAAUCGCCUGGCCCGCGUGCACCGCGCUUUGGCCACAGUGGGCUCAGACGGAGACCCUGAGGAGCGGGCCUCCCUGCUGCAGCGACUCCGGCUUCUGCAGAGGCAGCAGGAAGACGCCAAGGAGCUGAAGGAGCACGUGGCGCGGCGCGAGCGGGCCCUACGCGAGGUGCUGGGCCGGGCACUGCCUGCGGAGGAGCUGCGCGCCUACUGCGCCCUGCUGGCCGGCAAGGCCGCCGUCCUGGCCCAGCAGCGCAGCCUGGAGGAGCGUGUCCGACUCCUUCAGGACCAGCUGGACGCCAUCAGUAGCGAUCUCAGCCAUCGCCCUCUUUCUUCCAGUCUGUCUUGGCCCCCUGAGACCUACAAAGCACUGCCAGCCUGGGCUGAGAGUGGGGAGCCUGGGGGUGGGAAAGGGGGCGUCUGCCAUCCUCCGGUUAAACUGAACUUUGGUUCUGCGCUGGGGGCUUAUGAGGCUUCUGUGCUUGACCCUGCCAGAUUCGGAGAGCUUCCAAAGACCCGUCUUUCUGCGCCACUAUUUCCGUCUAGCCUGCCCCCCUCUUGCCGCGGUUUUUCUGUCGUCCAUUCCGUUAUUCCUUCAGAGGGCAAGAUGAGCACAACACAGAAACCUCAAGACUUUUGGGGGAACCUGAACCCCGGGGAACUGACCCUGCAGGACACUGCCAGAAGAGGGCACUGUUCUCUUGGCGGUGAAAGCCUCUACACUAGUGCCUCCCCGCAGCCUCCCCGGCCAGCACAGUCACUGGCUUAG
Messenger RNA from Castor canadensis (American beaver), 2898 nucleotides. The record is from RefSeq and is a predicted model, not a curated record. Lineage: Eukaryota; Metazoa; Chordata; Mammalia; Rodentia; Castoridae.